GCGUGCAUGACUUUGCUUUGAAAUCAUCCUCCACAUGCAAAGUCUGAGGGAACCAAAAAUAGUAAAUUAGAGAGAAAAAAAAAAACAAAGAGAGUGAUACAGACUCAGUGAGUUUUAGAAAGAGAAAAUACACACGAUGGUUAAACUUGUGGCAGUAAUACUUUCAGUCCUGAGUAUCUGCCCUUUAGCUUACAGCUGCGCGCCUUCAGAUAGGGCAGCUUUGCUAGCUAUCAAAGCUGCCCUGAAUGAGCCCUACUUCGGCAUUUUCAAGUCAUGGACGGGCCCUGAUUGUUGCAAGAACUGGUACGGAGUGAGUUGUGACCCGGAGGUGCACCGAGUCGCCGACAUCAACCUCCGUGGUGAAUCGGAGGACCCCAUCUUUGAAAAGGCUCACCGGACCGGUUACAUGAAUGGAACAAUCUCUCGAGCGAUUUGUCGGCUCAAUAGGCUCUCAAGCCUAACCAUUGCUGAUUGGAAGGGCAUUUCUGGCACAAUCCCCCCAUGCAUUACAUCUUUACCCUUCCUAAGAAUCGUCGACUUGAUCGGAAACAAGCUCACCGGUGAACUUCCAGCUGAUAUUGGCCGACUGAGUCGACUCACUGUGUUAAACGUGGCAGAUAAUCAACUUACCGGGAGGUUACCAAGGUCAUUAACGAACUUAUCUUCAUUAAUGCAUUUAGAUCUACGUAACAACUUAUUUAGAGGUACAAUUCCUAGAAACUUUGGGAAAUUAAGAAUGCUAAGCCGAGCUUUGCUAAGUCGAAAUCGACUUCAAGGGCAAAUUCCAAACUCAAUUUCUUACAUUUAUCGGCUUUCGGAUUUAGAUCUUUCACUGAACCGACUUUCGGGCACGAUCCCACCUUCACUAGGCAAAAUGCCCGUUUUGGCCACGUUAAAUCUUGAUGGUAACAAUAUUUCUGGUACCAUUCCCCCUACUUUGCUUAAUUCGCGAAUUGGCACAUUGAAUUUGAGCAAAAAUGCACUUGAAGGUAAUAUUCCUGAUACAUUUGGGGCAACGUCAUAUUUUAUGGUUCUUGAUUUAUCGUAUAAUCAGCUCAAAGGAGGCAUUCCCAAGUCUAUACUAUCCGCCACCUUCAUUGGCCAUUUUGACGUCAGCCAUAACCACCUAUGUGGGCCGAUUCCAGUAGGUUCCCCGUUCGAUCAUCUUGAAGCGUCGUCGUUUGUUUACAAUGACUGUCUAUGUGGGAAGCCACUUAGAGAAUGCUAAGCAAAAGUAGUUUGUCAAGUUAAUUACUAUGCGAUGCGAUCCAUACUAUGGAGUUUUUUCUUGUCUUUCUUUUUAAAGGUUAAUACUUGUAUGUUGAAAAUGUCUGUACUAAUGACUUACUAUAUAUACUAUAUUACAUUAGUUAACUAAAAA
Coffea eugenioides is the source of this 1381-nucleotide messenger RNA. RefSeq names its product DNA damage-repair/toleration protein DRT100-like. The transcript has a single exon. Lineage: Eukaryota; Viridiplantae; Streptophyta; Magnoliopsida; Gentianales; Rubiaceae. The record is from RefSeq and is a predicted model, not a curated record. Bases 137 to 1228 code for a protein of 363 amino acids. Gene Ontology annotation, molecular function: protein binding.